Molecule: messenger RNA, 874 nt
Organism: Brassica rapa (field mustard)
Lineage: Eukaryota; Viridiplantae; Streptophyta; Magnoliopsida; Brassicales; Brassicaceae
Source: RefSeq, a predicted model, not a curated record
CAUAUCGUGGCAUGCAUAUAAACAUUUCACGUUUUAGUACAUCGGCGUUUCGGAAGGCGCGAUUCACGGCGGCCGCCAUGGAUCCAGCAGGAGCAUCGGUAGCCAACGCCAUCGGAGGAAGCGAAGGCGAGAAAUUCGCUAAAGGGAAUAUCUACUCGGUGAAGCUAAUCACCGGAGAUGAGUUCAGAGGGAUCGUCAUGGCCUACGAUCCAAUCCCCAACUUCGUCGUUUUCGAAGAGGGUUCGAAACCGAGACCUGGGCACUCGAAGAACACUCGGAUGGUGAAUGCGAGUUUCAUUACAGGGCUUUCGUAUCUGGGCAAAACCGAGGAGCCGCUUCUUACGGACAGCUGUUGGGUUAAUCUCGACGGUCUCCGAGCUAAAGAAGCACUUGCUGUCAGGCAAGCGGAAGCGGAUGCUGAGAGAAUGGGUGUUGGUGUUACCGCUGAGGCGCAGAGUAUCUUCGACGCCUUGUCUAAGACGCUUCCUGUGCAAUGGGAAAAGUCAGACAUAUUGGUGAUGAAAGAAGUACGGGUACGUAGCCCCUAUCUUUCCGAUUGUGUCUUUGGAGGAACUGAUGCUGCCAACAACCGAGUCAAGAAAGUGCUUGAGCUGGAGAGACGAAGGUUGCAACUCUUUGGCACAUGAGUCCAGUGAAAGGAGUCGGUCAGUGAAGUUGCUUUAAAGGGUAUAUGUUACUGCUAACCCCAAAAAAAAAGCGUCUAGAUCUGAUCGACCAGCGAGAAGUGUCUGUUUCACUUUUCGCCUGUUGUUGUUUUUACCUAGAAUCUGCUUCUCAGAGAUUUCUUGAUUUUCUGGUGGAUUACACCAUCUCCUUGUUUUUGUUAAUGUUAUUACAUCAUCAUCUUAUUCAA